AUGACAAGUGAAAAUAAAGUGAAGCAGUUCACAAUGGCAGAAGUUGCAAAGCACAAUGAUACGACCUCAGCUUGGAUAAUCAUUGAUAACAAUGUGUAUGAUCUGACAAGGUUUCUGAAUGAACAUCCGGGAGGUGAUGAAGUGAUAUUAGAACAGGCUGGUCAGGAUGCGACAGAAAGUUUUAAAGAUGUUGGACAUUCUCGAGAUGCAGUAGAAAUGAGCAAAGAAUAUUUGAUUGGAAGUUUGAGUGAUAUCAAGAAAGACUCUGCUGCUGUUUCUGGAGAUGUAAAGUCAACAGACGUCAAAACUGAUUCGAAGUGGUCAGAUAUCAUCUUCAGUUCAACGUGGACCAAUUUUCUCAUACCUUUGGCUAUCUCUGGUAUUGUGUAUUUGAUAUACAGAGUACGAGAGUCCCUAAUGGAAGCAUUUCAUGUCAGUGCUAUCGAUCUAAUAAAGCCAGAGAUGUUGACAUCACCGCUACAUUUUCAAAUACAGUUUUUCAGCUAA
This is a messenger RNA of Thelazia callipaeda (thelaziosis nematode), 507 nucleotides long. The record is from the annotation of a GenBank genome assembly. NCBI's taxonomy places the organism in Eukaryota, Metazoa, Nematoda, Chromadorea, Rhabditida, Thelaziidae.